Molecule: messenger RNA, 4185 nt
Organism: Bufo bufo (common toad)
Lineage: Eukaryota; Metazoa; Chordata; Amphibia; Anura; Bufonidae
Gene: SETDB1
Product: SET domain bifurcated histone lysine methyltransferase 1
Exons: 22
Coding region: 151-4068 (1305 amino acids)
Biological process (GO): heterochromatin organization; negative regulation of gene expression
Cellular component (GO): nucleus
Molecular function (GO): DNA binding; protein binding; histone H3K9 methyltransferase activity
Source: RefSeq, a predicted model, not a curated record
CUUCCCGCGGCAGCCAGUGUGAAGGUUCGGUUCCGGAGGAAGACUUCCGGACCGUCACCCCGGCAACCGGAGAUAGGAAAAGAAGUACCGGGAAGAAAACGGAACCGGGAGGUAGAGGAGAGAGCGGGACCGAGCAGUUGCCGGUAGGCCAUGGAUGACCCAGAGAUGGCAGAACUGGAAAGCAUGGUGGUGGAGGAACUGGGCAUAUCCAUGAAGGAGCUUCGCGAAUUCAUAGACCGAGAGGUGGAGAAGAACGAGUUGGUGAAACAGAAGAAAGCCCAGCUCCUGGAACUGGAGCAGCUGGUGAAGCAGAAAGAAGAGGAGGUGGCCAACGUGGACAACCUGUAUGACAAUGCCUCAAGGGCUCUUGAUGACUGUGAGACUUUGGUGAAGACCCUGUAUAAAGAGAUGGGCAUCACAUACAAAGAGAGCAGCUCCGAAGACGAAUCUAACAAGCCGGUGGAAGUCAUCGAGAUUCCUGAUGAAGAAGACGACGACGAUGUUAUGAGUGUGGGAUCUGUUGAUGGUGUUAAUAAUAAGACGCCCAAAGAGAAACGUCUUUUAAGGGGUGCAAUGGCUGCCGUGAAGAAAUGCAAGCAAGAUGUGCAGAACUUGGUGGAUGCAAUUCAGAAGAAGUCAGAUGGGCCGCAGACUCGCUUUUCCUCUCACCCGUCAUCGCCUACCAGCUCUGUGGGUGGGUCCAAUCAGGCCGGCACACCCAACGAUGUAAACAAAGAUGGCGAUCUGGUUGUGGGGAUGCGUAUACUGGGAAAGAAGAGGACUAAAACGUGGCACAAAGGCACUCUGAUCUCCAUCCAGAUGGUCGGGCCGGGAAAAAAAUACAAAGUCAAAUUCGACAAUAAGGGGAAGAGCCUGCUGUCUGGGAACCACAUAGCCUACGACUACCACCCUUCGACAGAAAAACUGUUUGUAGGGAGCAGAGUGGUGGCCAAAUACAAGGAUGGAAACCAAGUGUGGCUGUACGCCGGCAUUGUCGCCGAACCCCCCAGCAACAAGAACAAGAUGAGGUUUCUGAUUUUCUUUGAUGAUGGCUACGCUUCGUAUGUCACACAGUCGGAACUGUACCCGGUCUGCCGACCACUCGGCAAAACCUGGGAGGACAUUGAAGAUGUGUCGUGUCGAGACUUCAUCGAGGAAUACGUCACUGCCUACCCCAAUCGCCCAAUGGUCCUGCUCAAGAGCGGUCAGCUCAUCAAGACCGAGUGGGAGGGGACCUGGUGGAAAUCCAAGGUGGAGGAAGUAGACGGAAGCUUGGUGAAGAUUUUGUUUUUGGAUGAUAAGCGAUGUGAAUGGAUCUAUCGAGGAUCCACUCGACUGGAGCCCAUGUUCAGCAUGAAGACGUCCACGGCUUCUACGCAAGAGAAGAAACAAGCCGGACAGCAGAGAACGCGCCCCAACAUGGGCGCUGUGCGGAGCAGAGGGCCUGUCGUACAGUACACGCAUGACCUAACUGGCAGCGAGUCUCCGUUUAAGCCUGUGGAGCCAUCCUCUCCGCAGUCCAUCCCGUCACCGCAGCUGAUCGACACUGACUCCGACAGCCAGCAGGCACAGUCUAAGAAGCAAGUGGCCAAGAAGAGUACGUCAUUCCGUCCUGGAUCAGUGGGUUCUGGCCAGACCUCCCCAAUACCUAUGGAGCCCGCCACUGGAUUACGCCCCAUUCUUCCAAACCAACCCAACCAGCAACCCGCCCAGACCUUCCAGCCCAUCCAACCUAUCCAACCUAUCCAGCCCAUCCAACCCAUCCAGCCCAUCCAGCCCAUCCAACCCAUACAGCCCAUCCAGCCCAUCCAACCCAUCCAGCCCAUCCAAACAAUUCAGACCAUCCAAGCAAUUCACAAUUUUCCGACGAUUCAGACCAUUCAGUCGAUUCAACCCAAUCAAACCAUCCAGACCAUACAUUUGGCACAACCAAAUAGGUUUAUCACCACUAAUCCUACGUACCAGAUUAUCCAGACAAAUCAAAUGCCAACCGAGAUAAAUUACAGGGCCCCCAUGGACAAACUCUUCUACCUACCUCACACGUGUAACUACAACUGCUUGUCGCGUGUCCGUGCCAUCCUCCACCGGGGCAAGAACCCCAUGCUGAUCCCACUGCUGUACGAUUUCCGCCGUAUGACCGCCAGGAGGCGUGUCAACCGCAAGAUGGGAUUCCACGUCCUCUACAAAGCGCCCUGCGGGCUGAGCCUGCGGACCAUGUCUGAAAUAGAACGAUUCCUCUUUGAGACAAGCUGUGACAAACUGUUUUUAGAAAUGUUCUGCCUCGACCCUUAUGUGUUGGUGGACCGCAAGUUCCAGCCGCAGAAACCUUUCUAUUAUAUCCCGGACAUCACCUAUGGCAAGGAGGAUGUGCCCCUGUCCUGUGUUAAUGAGAUAGACCGGACGCCCCCUCCUCAGGUAGACUACAGCAAGGAGCGCAUUCCCGGCAGAGGAGUCUUUAUUAACACUGGCUCGGACUUCCUGGUGGGAUGUGACUGCACGGAUGGAUGUCGGAACAGAUCCAAAUGUGCUUGUCAUCAAUUGACAAUUGAUGCCACGCGCUGCACACCCGGGGCACAGGUGAACGCCACCGCAGGUUACACUCACAAGAGACUGGAUGAAUGUCUGCCUACUGGGGUAUACGAAUGCAACAAAAGAUGUAAAUGCAACCUCAACUUGUGCAGUAACCGCCUGGUACAGCAUGGCCUCCAAGUGCGUCUCCAGCUCUUCAAAACCCAGAACAAGGGCUGGGGGAUUCGCUGUCUGGACGACAUAGCAAAGGGUUCCUUCGUGUGUAUAUAUGCAGGUAAAAUCUUGACAGAUGACUUUGCCGACAAGGAAGGCCUAGAGAUGGGCGAUGAAUACUUUGCCAACUUGGACCACAUCGAAAGCGUGGAGAACUAUAAAGAAGGUUACGAAAGCGACGUCAAGUCGUCUUCAGACAGCAGCGGUGUCGACAUCAAGGAGGACCAGGGAGAACGCAGUGUCAGCGAUGACCAGGAGGACUCCAAUGACAGCUCGGACGACAACUUUGGUAAAAACGAGGACCUUGCCACCAGCUCUGUAUGGCGAAGCUAUGCCACGCGGCGGCAAACCAGGGGGCAGAAGGAAAACGGGACUUCAGAGACGGCCUCUAAGGACUCUGCUUUAGCCAGACAAACCAGCCAAGAGGAGACCACGGACUGCAAGCUGCCGGAGGAGACCUCCAAAAAUAAGGUGGCGUCUUGGCUGAGCUCUAACACUAUGGCAGAGACAUAUAUGGACUGUGAUAGUAGGUCGUCCAUCAAAUUGGGAGAUGCACCCGAUGCGGAGAAACUGCCAAAGAAGGAAGAGCAUGGGAAGGACACGGAUGAAGCUGGCAAGUCUUCUGGGCAUGGAGAAAAUAACAGAGUAUACGGUUACAACCCGACCCCAGCGCAACCUCAGGGUAUCAAGAGACCAGUCAGCAAAACCUCUAUGCACCAGAACAGGCGCCAGUCCAACACUCAGACCAAUGAUGAGGUCCUGACAUUAUCCAGCAGCUCAGAGAGUGGAGAUGGAAGUAAGAAACCCACCGCCCAGACAAACGCUAAUGACAGUGAUGACAUUCAGACCAUCUCAUCUGGCUCCGAUGUAGAUGAGGACAAGAAGCACAUCCCCUUCACCAGAGGAGGACCUGUGGUGAAGAGACAAGUGGCGGUAAAAUCCACCCGAGGGUUUGCCUUGAAAUCCACGUACGGUAUCACAGUGAAGCCCAACAUGCCGUCAGCUGACCGGGGGGACGGAGGGCUCGGGCGUAGGGCGACCCGACAGUUUUACGAUGGAGAGGAAUCCUGUUACAUUAUUGAUGCCAAAUUGGAAGGAAACUUGGGUCGAUAUUUAAAUCACAGCUGCAGUCCUAACCUGUUUGUCCAGAACGUGUUUGUGGAUACCCACGACCUGCGCUUCCCCUGGGUGGCUUUCUUCGCCAGCAAGAGGAUCCGAGCUGGCACGGAGCUGACCUGGGAUUACAACUACGAGGUUGGCAGCGUGGAGGGCAAGAAGCUUCUGUGUUGCUGCGGAUCCACGGAAUGCAGGGGGCGUCUGCUGUAAAUCCAUAUCACCAAGUAUCCACUCCUGGUGCUAAAAACAGAUCUUCUCUGUCAACUCUACAUCAUAGCAGGUUUUCACACAAGUCCCCCCCACCCCUGUCCCCAGAACUGCACCCCU